Messenger RNA from Manihot esculenta (cassava), 1310 nucleotides. RefSeq names its product pyridoxal 5'-phosphate synthase-like subunit PDX1.2. Bases 220 to 1131 code for a protein of 303 amino acids. Gene Ontology annotation, molecular function: amine-lyase activity. NCBI's taxonomy places the organism in Eukaryota, Viridiplantae, Streptophyta, Magnoliopsida, Malpighiales, Euphorbiaceae. The record is from RefSeq and is a predicted model, not a curated record. The transcript has a single exon. Gene Ontology annotation, biological process: pyridoxal 5'-phosphate biosynthetic process; pyridoxine biosynthetic process; amino acid metabolic process.
GGAACCGAAGCUUUUACAUUUUCCAAUUUCCACCGACUCCACCUACCUUCCCGUACCUUCUCGAAAGCACCCCCUCCUCUCUGUCUAUGGGGUCUCUUUAAUCUGCAUUAUUGUAAUAGAGAAUACAAUAAAGGCAGACCUCCGAAGUCAAGCUGUUCAGCGCCAAUUUCAUUCCAUCUCUAGUCUCUGUUUCCUUGCACCUUUCAGGCAUUUUCACAAAUGGAUGAAGAUGGUGCUGUCACUGUCUACAAUAGCAACGCCAUUACCGAUGCCAAGAAGAAGAACCCAUUUUCCAUCAAGAUAGGUUUAGCUCAGAUGCUUCGCGGUGGGGCGAUUCUCCAAGUCACUAAUCUACGAGCAGCCAAGAUAGCUGAAGAGGCUGGUGCUUGUGCUGUGAUUGUAGCUGAACCAACGCGUCAAGGAAUUAGGCGAAUGCCUGACCCGUCUCUUAUUAAGGAGAUAAAACGCGCAGUCUCCAUCCCUGUAAUGGCUCAAUCGCGUGUUGGCCAUUUUGUUGAGGCCCAGAUAUUGGAAACUGUUGGGGUUGAUUAUAUAGAUGAGAGUGAGAUUCUAGCUACAGCGGAUGAAGACAACUUCAUUAACAAGCAUAAUUUCAGGUGCCCAUUCAUUUGCGGGUGUCAAAAUCUAGGGGAAGCGUUGAGAAGAGUGAGGGAAGGUGCAGCUAUGAUAAGGAUUCAAGGGGAAAUAUUAGGCCAUGGAAACAUUGCUGAGACAGUGAAGAAUGUGAGGAAUGUGAUGAAAGAGAUAAGGGUUUUGAACAACAUGGAUGAAGAUGAGGUGUUUGCAUUUGCUAAAAAGAUAGCUGCACCUUAUGACCUUGUAGCACAGACUAAGCAAAUGGGAAGGCUGCCUGUGGUGCAGUUUGCUGCUGGAGGGAUUGUGACCCCUGCAGAUGCAGCUCUGAUGAUGCAAUUGGGUUGUGAUGGAAUUUUUGUGGGGCAUGAAGUUUUUGAUUGUGCUGAUCCACAUAAGCGAGUGAGGGCCAUAGUGCAAGCUGUUAGGCAUUAUAAUGAUCCUCAUGUGCUGGUUGAGACUAGUUGCGGAUUGGAGGAUGCAAUGAGAGAACUUAAUCUCAGUGAAGACAGGAUCCAACAGUUUGGUGUUGACUAGGGAAGUAGUUCUAGUUUCCAAAUAAAAGAUAUGCAGUUGUCGAUUAUAGAGAUUAGAGAGUACGUCUUUUUAGUUGGUGUGUUUUUUCACUACUAGUGUCUAUGUUGUAUGCUGCAUUUUCAUUGUCUGGAAAGACAGAUCAGGAAUACAAUAAAUUGUUUGUUCCUAUUAAUGUUGAA